Messenger RNA from Papaver somniferum (opium poppy), 510 nucleotides. Its product is annotated as probable glycosyltransferase At3g42180. The record is from RefSeq and is a predicted model, not a curated record. The transcript has 2 exons. NCBI's taxonomy places the organism in Eukaryota, Viridiplantae, Streptophyta, Magnoliopsida, Ranunculales, Papaveraceae. Bases 44 to 346 code for a protein of 100 amino acids.
UCUAUAAAAUCCUUAAGAAACGUUGAAUGAAUUGUUUUCAGACAUGGCAGACCUUAUGAUAAUUUGCAGAACACAUUUCAUAGUCUUUGCUUCUUUUCUUUCUAUCCUCCUUCUUACUCUCUAUUUUUCAGCUUAUAACAAUCAUCAAACACCAAAUAGUACUUUGUCUCGCGCUCCCAACACUAGAGAAAAACUUACCGGUGCGGAGAAAAUUGAAGAUGAGCUUUCAAGAGCUAGGGAUGCGAUUCGAAUGGCGAUUCAAACACGCAAUUACACGUCUAAUAAAGUAGAAGAUUUCAUUCCCAGUGGAACAGUUUACAGGAAUUCAUACGCCUUUCAUCAGUAAGACUUCUCAUUCUAUUCCUGUACUUGGGCAUUUCAUGACUUGUAUUUUCUUGUGAACACAUUACACAUGCUUGGAAAUCUUCCUUUUGAAAACUCUUGGAAAUCCAAGUACUACGACCGUAGUAAAUAUUGGAUGAUCCAUAAUCCUAAUAAACAACAUAUGGU